This is a messenger RNA of Epinephelus lanceolatus (giant grouper), 11115 nucleotides long. It is a transcript of the gene wizb, whose product is annotated as WIZ zinc finger b. Gene Ontology annotation, molecular function: RNA polymerase II cis-regulatory region sequence-specific DNA binding; DNA-binding transcription factor activity, RNA polymerase II-specific. NCBI's taxonomy places the organism in Eukaryota, Metazoa, Chordata, Actinopteri, Perciformes, Serranidae. Gene Ontology annotation, biological process: regulation of transcription by RNA polymerase II. Gene Ontology annotation, cellular component: nucleus. The record is from RefSeq and is a predicted model, not a curated record.
GACUCGAAACUCUUCUCGUCACCCUCCCCGUCGACGUUACGUACGCAGCCGUGGCGUGCCUGCAAGCCAAAUAACAUGGAGUCCUCUGCCUGGCAUCUUCAAGGGAUCCAUGCAAAACCCCGAGCAGCGAUUUAACGGAGCAACUUUGUCCCUGGGAGCCGUCAAAGCCUCCGGAGAGCAUCGUGUCGGGGCGUAAAAGCUUCAGCUCCGUCCUCAAACUAUGACGAACGGCGCUUAAACAGCCAGCUUUCACUGCGACCCGCACACCAGGCCGAAUUCAGAGAAGAGGAGGCUGCACAAUGUAGGAGAGCUGGUCACCAGUGGGACUCCAUACUGCUCUCUGGGGGGACCAUGGAGCCAGAAGGGCCACCCCGAACCCCAGGGACCAGCUAUGGGCCCCCAGCCUUCGACUCAGCACAAAACCCUGUCACCCCCACCUUCCUCAACUGCACCUUACAGUCCUCACGUUCUCCAAAUGUGAGAGACGGCCUGAUGCCUGCCAAAUGCUCGUGGGGCCACGCUGGAGAUGAGGGCCCCAAGCAGACUGAAGGCCCUCAGCCCAGUGCAGAGCCAGGGAGGAGCGCACAGAGGAGAUUCAGGUCCUCGGCCUUUCCUUCCUCCCUAAGCUGGGACUCUGACUCUGAGAAAGAAACACUAGAUGAGGAGGAGCUACAGCACUUUUCUAACCCUCAUGGUCUGGCUGCUCACAGCCCAGGAUCUCCUUCUUCUGGACUCAGACUUGAUAGUGAAGAUGACCAAGAACCUGAAAAACUGCAGCACUUGCAUAAUAAGACUGACUCGUCUCCCCCUGCGGAGGGGCUCAGCGACAACAACAACACUGAGAGCACAAAGACAGAAGAGCCAAAUACAUCUCAGCUUGGCCAAACAGAGUUGGCAGACAGCAAAGUGUGGAAUGUAUCCGAGGAAGCCGAGCUGUUUCUGUCCAAAGUAAAACCAAAGGAAGGUUGCCAAAUGGAGGAGGAGGAGGAGGCGGACAACAGCGAGGGAGAGAAGAGGCCCAAGGGAAAAGAAACCAAGGAGCCUGAGAGAGAUGUGUACACCUUCCCUGGAGACUCAGACCCGGAGAGUCCCCCUCCUGCCCCCUGGGCUCAUUGCACAUUUAUUCAGCGGUGCAGAAAGAAGAGGGUGCUGCUCAGGCCCUUCUCCGGACUUGGCACCUUGAAGCGAACAUUGCCUGAGACAGGAAAGAGGGCAAGAGUGAGUCCUCAAAAAUCAAAAACCAGUGAGACAGCACAGAGUGGAGGUGGAGGGGUUUAUGAUUUCGAGGAAGUCAGUUUUGGAGAGGCAACAGUGGAGGAGCCGAUAAAGUUCAGAGACAGAGGAGGGAAAAGGGACAAAGAAGAGGAACAAAGUGGGGGAGAGCCAGGCAAACAAAUCUUCACCUGUGUGGAAUGUAGCAUUUACUUCAAAAAGCAGGUCCACCUGCAGGAGCACAUAGUUGAGCACUGUCAGAGCGGUGCAGCGGGGGGCAGGCGUUUAGGAAAGGGCGGCCGCUUUAGGUGUAUCGAGUGUGGGUGGAACCUUUCAAAUCGGCUCGCGCUGGCAGACCACCACAGAAAGCACCAGGAGUCCCGUCUAAAGAUCUUAGAGGAGAUUGAGAAACUGAAUGAAAAUGGGAAGGCAAAAGAGACUGAGAAGCUCAACAGUAAGACGGUGAAGCAUAUAAGCUCAGACCCUGCGAUUAUGCAAGACACAAGCCCAGCCUCGAUUCCAGGCAAAAUGUCAGACCCAGAAAUAGUCACAUCUCCACCUCUUUCCCCAGCCCCAGUUUCAACACCAGACACAGACCCAGCAGUUCUCGACUCAGACGCCACUCCUCCAAAUUCAGUCCGAACUCCAGCUCAGGCCCGAGCUGUUUCCACCUGCCGCCGCCGCUUCGUCUGCACCAAGUGUAACUUCAGCACAAGAACCUCCCAGGCACUGGCUAAUCACACCAAGACCCACAACAGAAAAAAACCCGCUCUCCAGGCUGACUCCCCAUCCCCAGGUUCACCAUCAUGCGUGGCGUCCACCUCCCUGGCCUGCAGUCAUUGUGCCUUCCUGACCUCAAGUCAGACUGUAAUGAGGGAACACCAGAAACUUGUUCACCCAGGACAGGCCUCCGUCAGCGGGGCGCAGGUUGAUGACACUGGCCAGCAUUCAAGGUCUAAUGCGGGUGCUCGAAUUUCAAAACCCCCCACCAUAGAUUCUGACCAUCUCUCUGGGCCUGGAUCUCGAUCCUCACCCGAUGCAACUCAAGGCAAAAGCCAGCAGGGAGUCACUGCCUCUGAGGACAGCACAAAGCCAGACGGAGCCGCAGUUCGGCCCACAAGCCAGGUGGUGUUCAAGUGCACUGGGAACAGGAGAUUUAGCAGAAGAGGGAAGACUUGGACGGAUCUGGCCAAGUUUCUGGAUGAUGACAAGCUGCCCGGGAGUGAAGAGGAAGAGAAGGACAAAGAUGGGAGCACAAAGCUUGACACUGAGCGCUCCCAACGGGAGGCCAACUCACCUGCUGGAGUUAAACCGCACACCAGAGCACGAGCUAACGCAGACGACUGCUCAGCACAGCAGAGUGCUACAUUAUCGCUCCCUCCUGAGAAGAAUGUGAAGGACGAAGACAAGCUGGAAGUGGAGAAAGAUGGAAAGGUUUUCUUUUUGAGGAGGAGCAACCGGGUUACUGCUGCCCCGGCAGAAAUUGACAGUGAUGAUGAUGACGACGACAUUGACGAGGAGCGCGUGCGGCGUUUCCUGUCAGAGGGCAUCUUGGAUGAAGACCCAGACGAGAUUGAUGAGGACUCGGAGGCGCUCAAGAGUGUGGAGAGGAAAUGCCCCUACUGCCCCGAUCGAUUUCAUAAUGGCAUUGGGCUUGCCAAUCACGUGAGAGGCCACCUGAACCGAGUGGGCGUCAGCUACAAUGUGCGUCACUUCAUAUCCCCCGAGGAAGUCAAUGCUAUUGAGAAGAAGUUCUCCUAUCAGAAGAAGAAGAAAAAAGUCGCCAACUUCGACCCGGACACAUUCAGCGUGAUGCACUGCGAGUUCUGUAGCGCAGGCUUCGACACCCGGGCCGGCCUGUCCAGCCAUGCCCGGGCCCACCUCCGCGACUUUGGCAUCACCAACUGGGAUGUUACCAUCUCGCCAAUCCACAUCCUGAGGGAGCUGUUCUCCAGCAGGCCCGAUCUUGUAAUCCCCACGGCUCCCCCUCGGAGCCCCGGGUCCUCACAGGAGGAGGACGAGGAGGAUGAUGAGGAGGAGGUAGAGGAGGAAGGGGAGGGUGUCGUUGAGGUAAAGCUUGAGGGGGAGACAAGUGAGAGGACGCUGAGUGCUGCUGUUUCUGAUGCACUGCCUUCAGCGUCUCCUCAACGCUGCAAGAAGGAGGACGGUGGAGAAGAGAGCGCAGGUGAUGAGGAGGAAGCAGCUGAGGAUGAGGAUGAGGAGGAGCUUCAGCGUCCAGCUCUGGAUGGUGUGAGCUCGAGCCCCGGGAAAACAGGGCUGCGCAGCGUGGACUCAGACAGCCUCUCUCCUGGGGAUGGGGAUGCAGACUCCAAGGUCCACAACCUGAAGUGUGAGGUGUGUAGCGCUCAGUUUGAGACCAGGCGAGGACUCUCCAGCCACGCCCGCUCUCACUUGCGCCAGCUGGGCAUCAGCGUCUCGGAGAGCAGCGGGGCGCCCAUCGAUCUCCUCUACCAGAUUGCCAAGGAGCGCAACAUCGACGGCCAAACCGGCUCAUCUCUUCUGGAGCCACUCCCAGCCAAGAACUCCUCACCGUCUGUUCCUCAGAAAGAUGAGGAGUUAGAAGACAUGGACUUAGACGAGAAGCCCAUCCCUCUCUCCCUCCUGGCCAAAGCAGCGAAAGCGGUGCCACCCUCUUCCUCCUCCACGCCGACACCUUCUCCUGGUGCUUCUCCAGCUCCGCCUCAUUCUGGCUCCCCUUCCGCAGUAGUGAGGAAAGCCCCCAUUUCCUCUCUGCUGCCCGUGUCUUCCCCCUUGCGCUCGCCAGAGCACAAGGCUGGGGGAAUGAAAGGCUUGACCUCUAACCUCUCCGCCCCAGCCACCGUCACAACCAAACCUCUCUGGGCACCACAGGAGAAUGACGCCCCUCUCAACCUCACCCUGGAGGUGGACCCCAACAAGGACAUCGUCUGCCAACUGUGUGGCGCCUGGUUCGAGACUAGGAAGGGCUUGUCCAGCCACGCACGUGCCCACCUGCGGCACUUUGGGGUGGAGUACUCUGAAUCCAAGGGCUCUCCCAUUGACCUCCUGAACCAGCUCAUCGAUACCGACGACUUCAAGCACAAAGCCAGUGUGCUGCAGCUCGACAGCCACGCGGAGCCACGCGGCCUCACGACCACCAUCUCCUCCCCGAAGCAGUCCCUGCUGAGCCUCUCUUCCUCUUCCUCUUCAUCGCUCCUCUACAAGGUGACCACAGCUGGGGGUGGGUCGACAUCCAAAGCUACCUCUUCCUCUGCCUCGUCUUUACUUGGCCCGCCUGCCAAGCGUCUCAAGUCCUCUUCCAUGCGGGUCUUCCGCCUGAGUAGUGGGGAGCUCAUGGCCCUUCCACACAAUGAACCUCCAAAGGAGAUAGGCUGCGAGUUCUGCGGGGAGUAUUUCGAGAACCGUAAAGGCCUCUCCAGCCACGCCCGCUCACACCUGCGCCAGAUGGGCAUCACCGAGUGGUCCGUCAACGGCUCCCCGAUCGACACGCUGAGGGAGAUCAUCUCAAGACGCGGCCUGCCUUGCGCCCUUCCUCUAAAACCUCUCAAAACUCCACCUCCAUCCUCUCCGGGACCCCCUCGCUCACCUCAGCCAACCUCCUCCUCUCCGUCAGCUACCCUCCUCAGCCGUCUGCCCUUCGCCUUCGCCCGCCCCUCCAGUCCUCCUCAGCCCGCGGCGUCUAAAUCAAGCUCGGCUACACCAACAUCUUCCAGCGGGCUGAUCCUCAAGCUGAAGCCGGAGCCGGUGCAGGUGGAGGUCACCACGCCAGGAGCUGCGGGGAGGUCUGCCAGCUUCACUGGUGAAACUGCCAACUGUAGUUGGAGCAGCUCUGACAACGUGUUCCCCCUCAACCUGGCUAUGACCCAUGAAGUGGAGCCGACAAGAGAUAUUCGCUGUGAGUUCUGUGGGGAAUAUUUUGAGAACCGCAAAGGCCUCUCAAGCCACGCCCGCUCCCACCUGCGCCAGAUGGGCAUCACUGAGUGGUCUGUCAACGGCUCGCCCAUCGACACGCUGAGGGAGGUGAUGCACAAAAGAGGCAUGGGCGGCUCCUCUCAAUCAGACCAGGGAGUGAAGAAGGAGUCGAGCCAGGGAGCCAACAGCCCGCCAUGGGAGAACACGGUGGGCAGCGGCAGCUCAGAGGGUUUGGGUGUUUCAGGCUAUCAGUCCUCUAAAUUCCGUAAAUCUCCGCUCAGUUUGCUGCAGUCGGGGUCAAGGCUCCAUAAGCAGGGCCUGGGGUCCACAUCUGCUUCCCCGACUGCAGGGAAGUUUUUCAGGAUGUCCCCACUGGGGAAACGGCCUGUGUCUGCCGAGGCGCAAUCAGCAGAGACCGCCCACUCACCGUCACAUCAGCUCAAGACUUUCUCACCUCAGCCACAUGAUUUCUCCUUCAAAAGAAAACCCUCACCAGACAAGCACGGACACCAGGAUCCCAGUUGCGAGCUGUGCGGCUUCUACUUUGAGAACCGUAAAGCUCUGGCCAGCCACGCGCGAGCCCACCUGAGGCAGUUUGGUGUGACUGAGUGGUGUGUGAAUGGAUCCCCCAUCGAGACGCUUAGCGCCUGGAUGCGCAGCAGGCCGCAGAAGGUGCUGGAGAUGCAUCGCAGCUACAUGCAGGGGAACCGCUCCAACCUCAAGAAGAAGAGCAGCUCACCUCUUACUGCGUCAGCGGAUUCUGAUCAUAUCCUCCCCAUCUCAUCGCAGAAGGCCUCCUCUUCCUCCUCCUCCUCCUCCUCCUCCCAGUGGUCUUCUUCUUUGGCUGUAAGCCUGGUGCGGCCGCUGAGCCGCGAGGUCAGCCAGAGCUCUUCCAAGACCGCCGAGGGUGAAGCCAACCUGCACGCUGCUCUGCUCAGGCCCGGCCGCAGCAGUCCCAGCCCCUCGCCGCUCUCCGGCAGCCUUCCGCUUCAAGCACAGGUGGCACGCAGUGAGCUUAACGUCCGCCUGCCCAGAGGUUUUGAGCGUCGGCCCUUGAAACACCCGUCUUGCCCAGAUGGAACAGAGAGCCCUCCUAAACCCCCGCGCACAGGCACCGUCCCCGCCCUGGUGCCCAAACCACCAUCUUACCCACUGGUCAAACUGGUGGGAAAGUUCUACACCCUGAAGUGCCGGUUCUGCGAGGUGGAGUUUCACGGCCCGCUUUCGGUGCAGGAGGACUGGAUCAGACACCUCCAGCAGCACAUCCUCAAGAUGAACUACAACAAGCCUGCUGCACCCAAAGCAGCCUCUGCUGAACCCCCUGCCGAUGACCCAGCCCCGGUCCAGGCCUCUGCCCCAGCCUCCACCUCCACCUCUACCUCCAGUACCACCUCCACCACGCCUGCCCUCACCUCCACCCCGACCCGCUCCCCUACGCCUCCAGUGGCCAAGUGUGCUCCACCUGUCACUGCCACAGAGAUCGUAAAGGUCUCAGAGGAGAAGUCCACCCUGUCUCCGACCUCUAUCCCCGUCCCCACCCAGACAGUGUAAGCUCAUCGCUGUCAUUUAGCCCUGUUUGUUUCUUCCUGCCUUUAGAGUAUCUUUUUGUCCAUCCGUUUCUUUCCUUCGGCCUUCACAAAGUGUUGCUGAGGAGGAGUGUUUCCCCUCCAAAGAGCCCUCUGAGCCCCAAGCACCUUUGAAGCAGCUUUCUAGACUGUUACUAAGUCCCGUUACCAUGGGAACGAAGCUCUCCUGGCUUAUCUGCGCACCGGGGAUGGGCGAUUGUUGGUAGUGUCAGAGGUUAGCAGGAGAGACGAGCUAAUGUUUUGGGUUUGCCUUGUUUAUACUGAAUGUCCAGGUGUUGACGCGGACCGUUGCUGUACCUCUCCUGCCAUUCACUGGGUGAUUUAGGGGUUAAUGUAGCCCUUUAUCAAACUUCAGCCCCCCUCCUGUCUACUGCAGCUUCGCCCCCCUUUCCCUUUAUGAACAGUGUGUUACUGAGAGCGGUGAGGCUCUGACCACGCUGCUGGCCUCAGCCUCUCACCCAAAGGUCCUGACUGAGAUUAAAUGACGUUUAUAAUCUUGCUAGUCAAGUGGCUGAGACGUAAAACACGUGUUAACACGUGGUGUUAAAAGAGGCACUUUCAAUGUCGACACUGACACUUAGCACUUAACUGAAACUGAAACGCCCUGUUGAACGGGCAAAAGACUAAAGCCUGAUUUAUGGCAAAGCGCUCGACUCUUUUGGUGAGUGUUGCUUGACAGAAAUGAAACAUUAUUUUCAAUUUUUGCAUCAGUGUGUAGGAUUUAAGGAGAGAUAUUGGCAGAAAAGGAAGAAAAUAAGUACAUUUCCUUUAGUGUAUAAUCAUCUGAAAACAAGAAUCAUUGUGUUUUCGUUACCAUAGAAUCAGCCGUUUAUAUCAGCGUAGGCAGUGUUGGAGAGUAACUAGCUACAUGUCAUUAAAUUACAAAAUAAAUUUAAUUGUAAUUAGUUAUAGCUACUGACAAAAAUGCAAUUAAAUUACAGUUAAAAUACUGGUGAUUAUAAAGGGUUACAUUCAAAUAAUUUAUUUCAGUUACUACACGGUUUAUCAAAGAAAUUGGAACAAAUUUGAGUGCGACAUUUCUGCACUGAUGAUUUCUAUUGCCAAGUCAAAACUUUUGUUAGAAAAGUACUCAAAAAGUAAUCAAAUGUAAUAAGUUACAUUAUUUGGAUGACGUGAUUAAAUUAGUGACAUUACUUAUCACAACUUGAACAGGGUAACUAGUAAUCUGUAACCUAUUACAUUUCAAAAGUAACCGCCCCCAACACUUGAACAUAGGGAGCAGGUCCAUGUCUAUGGAGAUCACCAUGUUGCACCGCCAUGUUUCUACAGUAGCCCAGAACAGACAAACCAAACACUGUCUCUAGAGAGCGCCAUUUGCAUUCUCGCGUCGGCCACCAUAGUUAGCAGCCCCUCCACGACAAAAGUGUCGGAGAAACACAGAUUUACAACAUUGCACUGUUUUAUUCAGCGUUUGUACCAGGUCCAAUUUAACCUCUAUGGAUAAUUAAGCUCCCAGUAAAAACACCCUGAGCAAUGAACACUGAAGGAAUUCUACUCGUUAGAAGUUUCAGCUGGUUGCAAUCUGCAGUCGUCACCAUUUGAUGCCACUAAAUCUCUCUUUAUAUUACUCACUUGACCUUGUAUGGAGUCACAUUAUAUCCGUCAUGCAGUGCUAUGCAGCCCAAAAAUACUUUUUUCAGAAACUUGCGGUGGAAAAAAGACAUCUGUAAACAUUUAUUUUUGAGCAUCCCAAUCCCCACAGAAUUACUCAGUUCACAAUCAGAAUUUGAUCCAUUCAGUCUGAUAGCAUUUGGAAAAUCUAAAAGAGCUGCACAAUUGAAUCAUUUUAUCCCUAUUCAAGUUGGCAGAGCACUAAACUGGAAGUAGUUGGCUCAGCUGGCACAAGUCUCUCAUGCAGUGGUUCCCAACAGGUCCAGCCAUGGGUCCACAUUUCUCGUCAGUCAUCAGUUCAAGGUCCACACAGUUAAAUAUAUUCAGCAUGUUUGGCCAUGUCGUCGAGCUAGUUUGCCGUUUGUCACUUACUCUACAGCAGGAAACGGCUCUUUAAAAUAAAAGCUCUGCGCCAGAAAUUCACUUUACAUCCAGAUAGUUUGUUUUUUAGGAACUUGACACAUGUGUGAGUCACUUGCAGUCCAUUUAGAAUGGGACCGCGACCCACUGGUUGGGAACCACCAACUCUUUGGUCCACACAGUGCAGAAGUAGUGCCAAUAAUCCGGGUUAUUUUAUACCCUGAGUAAAGUCUUGAACGCAAGUAGAAGCUGGAUUUUUUUUUGGCUUAGAGUACCACUGAGAAACUCAGAGGGAUGACAGGGGUCCUGCCUCCAGCUCUCUUUAUACAUGCAUGUUGAGAACUACUGUCGCCAUGUCGUCAGUCACACUUCAUGACAAAGUAUGACAUUGUCCAUGUGAUAACACAAUUCUCCAGGUGCAACUUGAAAGGAAAAGUUCAUAAUUUCUGUCAAGCAACAGUCAUCAAAAGCGUGGAGUGCCCAACCAUAAACCAGGCUUAAAUCCAAUUGGUUUAAGGAGCAAGAAGUGGAAGCACACCCAAAAAGGGAACCCCCCCCUUGUUAACUUUAUAAUGUAAUUCUCUUCCCCAAAUACACAUUAUGCUUGAAUGUAGCUUAAAGCACUUAUUAAAAACUUAUAUGCACACAGUCAUACAAUCAAACAUAAGCCCCAUGUUACCGUACCAUUGAUAGUUUUACCUUUCAUGAUGUUGCAGCUCCACAGCGCGCUGCUUUCAGCUGCUGAAGGCACAAUUGCUUUUGAAUCUCCCUGUCUGGAUCGGAGCAGCAGGGCCAUAGAAAACGUUCAAAGUUACACUUCUAUAGUUCUUUUUUCUUCCAUUCAAAGUGUUGCCAUUUCUUUCCUGCCUUUUUCAAUUCAACCCGAGUUAUUAUUUAUUUAUUAUUAUGCAUCUGAAUGUGGUAAGCUAGGUCAUUUUAAAGCUAAAGUAGAGCUCUGGAAUGUUUGAAAAUAGGUCAGCGGUGCACUUUGACACGAGUGCACAAUGUGUGUGUGUGUGUGUGUGUUUGUAUGUUUGUGUACAGACAUAGCAAAUGUGCAUUUGUUUCCCAUUUUUAAAGAGAAAGAUGGAAGUAAACCCGCUUGAUAGGAAGACGCCUCCUGUGCUUAACGUGGACUAAAUGUGGGAGCCUGUCUGUACGUGGUCUGACCAGGACUUUAACUGCAUCCGUCGUCGUGUUAGGAUGUGCCAAAGAGUCUGUUUACUUCCUUGUCUUGCCUCUGUAAAAGCUGUUUACAUUGGACCUGAUGGUGGAGGAAACUCUGCACAGCUAUCGAGUUCCCCAAGGCUCCACGCUGAACAAUGGACUGAACCGGCGGCGGUCCACCACAAGCACCCGCCGAGAAAAAGAAGACUCGGGCUACUGGAGCGGCUCCAUGUUGUUACUGUAGGGUUAGAUUAUUCCAAUUAAACAUGAACACAAACCAAACUUGAUUUCAAGCGGGGCUCUUGAGAACUGCCAGCCCUCUAACGAACACCGUGCGACCUCGGGCUCCUGAAGUCUGCGGUCGGUUUUCUUUCUACACUGCUUCAGAGUGCGUUCAUAUCAAGCCAGAGCUGAAGCAAUAACUAAAGGGUCCACGUAGGCUGGCGACCUUUUAGAGUUUGUUGCCCAUGUUUGAAACAUGACUGUUCGAUCCAAACGAAACCCUUUUAUGGAGUAUAGAUAACAUACUAUAUAACUACAUGUACUUAAGAAGCUGUUGAUGCUAGUAGAGCUAUCAGCAGUUCUAUUAGCGAGGUAGUUAAAAAAAAAUAAGUGAUCUUAAUUCCUCUAUCGUGAUUUGAUUUCAACCUUUGAUGCUAUGUAUUUUUUAUUGCUCUGUGCAUUUCUGUAUUUGCAGUCCCGCAAGGUGAAUCUUUAGAGUAUUUUUUAUUUCUAUCUGUUAGUCUCUCCAAGCUGAAACUUUGGUGCUGGUGAGAAUGUCGCAGGUCGAGGAGCUGGCGAGUGUCUGAGCGUGAGGAAGACAUUUUAAUGUGAUUGUCACGUCCUGGUAUCAAAGGACUCUAAUAAGCAGGCCUUAAAGGGGACCAGUGUGCAUGCUGAGAUAUGAGAUAUGAUCCUCUCCUGUGCUCACAGACGCCGGAACCUCUGUGGCUUCGUCACUGUGUGAGACGCAGGCGGGUGCAUCAGAGUCCCCUUUAAGAUCAACCUGAACAAGCCUCAGCUGGUGUAACCAGCUGCUUCGUGUGUGUGUGUGUGUGUGUGUGUGUGCGUGCGUGCGUGUGUGCGUGUUCAUGUGAGUGUGUGUAAAAAGACGGUGAGAUGACAAUGAUUAAAAAGAAAAAAGAUGCAGUCGAGGAAAGAACUGUACUGUACACAAAGGGUUAAGUUUUAAGUGAAUCAACUCCAGAACAAACAAUAAAUGUGAUUUCAAUUUCAGACACUGAAA